GGUGCUGUACUGCUGGGGGUGGUGGUGGAUGGGGGUGGUGUCACUGCUGUUUCCUGUGUCAUCGACUCACAAGUCCCUCACAGAGGAAACCAGACCACCGCGCUUCUUCACGCUGACAGUCAGCGGUGAUAGCGAUCAGAGCAUGACUGACACAGGAUUUCGCAGUCACUCCACAAGCAGCGGCUCCAUGUCGGAGCUCUCCUCCUCCAGCUCAACCAUGUCGGCUCUGAUCCAGUUCAAGCUCGGCCUGUACACGGAGAUGGUUCGUGUCUCGGUCGGCAACCUGAGCUACCAGCAUGCCCAGAGGCUGGCUGCUGAGGUCAUCCAGCGCAAGGCUCCAGAUUGCAGAGUGGUGGGCGUCGGGGAGAAGAUCCUCUUGUUCAGACAUCAGCCCGCCUCUAAGCAGAUGCUUCACCGGCUGACAGCCGACGAUGAGCUGCAGGACGGAGACCUGAUCGAGGUCAUCAUUUCAGGAUUGGCGUCGGUCACAGAGGUGAAGAUCCGCCCUCACUCUCUAGCUGUGCACUCGUACCGCUCCCCCACUUUCUGCCACCACUGUGGGGAGAUGCUGUGGGGUCUGGUCCGGCAGGGCCUGAAGUGUGACGGUUGUGGAUUAGACUUCCAUAAACGCUGCGCUUUGCAGUUACCCAACGACUGCAGCCGAGCUCGCCGCCAAGUUAGCUCCAGCCUCUCGCUGUUCCCGCCGCGGCGGUCCCAAACGCACUCACUGUCCUAUCAGGCCGGAGGCAGUCUGGAGGAGAUCAGCAUGUCCAAGCCCUCCUCCAGGCCUCCGUCGUGGGCGGAGCCUCCAGUCUGGCUGGGAGUGGGAUUAGGAGACAAAACCAGAGCGCAGGUCCCUCACACCUUCUACAUCCACAGUUACACCAAACCCACCAUGUGCCAGUACUGCCACCGGCUGCUCAAGGGGCUCUUCAGGCAGGGCAUGCAGUGCUCAGACUGCAGGUUUAACUGCCAUCGGCGCUGCGUGCCGUUAGUCCCCAGAGACUGUCCUGUUGAGAGGAGAGGCGACGGUUACGAACCUGUAACAGGCAGUCGGAGCUCCACCCCCAACCCGGAAGACAUCGAGUCCGAGUUAGAUACCACGUCUCUGGAUAUGUCAGAUGACGAGAUAUUCACAGACUUCGACCUGCUGGCUGAGAUCAACGAGGCGGAGAAGCUUCGAGAACCCAUGAGCCCGUGCUUCAGCAGCAACAUCCCGCUGAUGAGGCUCGUCCAGUCGGUGCAUCACACCAAGCGGAGGCCCGCCGGAGCGCUGAGAGAAGGCUGGCUGCUGCACCACACCAACACAGACGCUCUGAGGAAACGACAUUAUUGGAUCUUGGACUGGAAGAGCAUCACUCUGUACCAGAAUGAGACCAGCACUAAAUACUACAAAGAGAUUCCUCUGUCUGAGGUGCUGCAGGUUCGAGGCCCAUCCCAGCUGUCCGUGCCAGUGUUGCCAGGCGACGAGGCGCACUCCUUCGAGCUGCUGACGGCCUCGCUGGUGUUCUGCGUUCAGGCCGGAGUGGAGGCGGCGUCCUGGGAGAGCGCCAUCUGUCAGGCCCUGAUGCCGAUGCAGAGCAGCAGAGGACGGGCGGAGCAAGAGCAGCAAGUGUUUAGCGUCCUGGUUCCAGAUCAAGAUAGAGGAGACAGCGACGCGGACAUCAGCUCAGUCUAUCAGAUCUUUACUGACGACGUUCUGGGUUCUGGACAGUUUGGAGUGGUCUACAAAGGCACUCACAGGAAGUCGGGUCGAGCGGUCGCCAUAAAGGUCAUCGAUAAAAUCCGCUUCCCCACCAAAGUGGAGAGGCAGCUGAGGAACGAAGUGGCCAUCCUGCAGAAACUGUCCCAUCCCGGCGUGGUUCUGUUGGAGGGGAUGUUUGAAACCGCAGAGCACGUCUUCGUGGUCAUGGAGAAGCUCCACGGAGACAUGCUAGAGAUGAUUCUCUCCAGCGAGAAGGGCCGACUCCCCGAGCGCAUCACUCGCUUCCUGGUCAUGCAGAUCCUGGAGGCCCUGCGGUACCUGCACCUGAAGCACGUGGCUCACUGCGACCUGAAGCCGGAGAACGUGCUGCUGGCCUCCGCAGACUCCUUCCCGCAGGUGAAGCUGUGUGACUUCGGCUUCGCCCGCAUCAUCGGGGAGAAGUCCUUCCGGCGCUCGGUGGUGGGAACGCCGGCCUACCUGGCGCCCGAGGUGAUCAGCAGCAACGGCUACAACCGCUCCCUGGACAUGUGGUCCGUGGGUGUGAUCAUAUACGUCAGCCUGAGCGGCACCUUCCCCUUCAACGAGGACGAAGACAUCCGGCAGCAGAUCACCAACGCGGCCUUCAUGUACCCCCGCCAGCCCUGGUCCUCCAUCUCACUGGAAGCUGUGAGCCUCAUCAACAACCUGCUGCAGGUCUCUGUGAAGCGCAGGUUCACUGUGGGGAAAGCUCUGGGACACUCCUGGCUCCAGGACUUCCAGCUGUGGUGCGACCUCAGGCAGUUCGAGCUGCGUCUGGGCUGCAGGUAUCUGACCCACCAGGGAGAUGAUGACCGCUGGACGUCCUACACUCAGCAGAGUGGGCUGAGCUUCCCUCCCUCCUGAGGCAACAGGUCAGGCGCCGUUCCUCAGCCCGGAGCCAAAGCUACACUUCACCUGGAGAACAUUUAAAAAUAAAACCCACCACACAGACAACUGUUGUUUAAAUAUAUGACUUUCCUUUUUUAUUGAAAUGGUAAGUGAAAGUCCAUCGCUGGACAGACUGAACUGAGGAUGAGGAGAACGGAGCAAUAAAAAGGCCUAAAAACGCGCAGCAGAGUCGACUCGCACUGAUUCGUUUAUUUGUUUAUUUUUUUGUCGUUUUCUGCUCUUGUUCCACAUACAGCAUCAAUUAUUUUUGUCACAACUUUCCUGACGCCUCGCUUAUCUUCAUCUCUCCUCCUCCUCCUCCUCCCCACGUUUAACUCACAAGAGAAACUUCGUUCUUCUCUUCCAUGUCACCAUCAGGCCAUCUUUGUGUUUUACCCACAGUGCUCUGCUCUCUGCCUGCAUCUCCAGCGCAUUCGUUUGUUUUUAGUUUUUCUUGCCUUCAUUUCCUCCAUGUGUUCCUGAGUUUCUUAAGGCUUUUUUUCUGCAGCCUUUUUGUGGGGUUCAGUCAGUGACGGCAUUUCUAUCCUUUAACAUAGCAUGCAUCUGCACAAAAACUGACCAACCAGCUUUUUUAUCCUUGAAUUACCCUUCUACAAAAAAAUAUAAUAAAA
Oryzias melastigma (Indian medaka) is the source of this 3243-nucleotide messenger RNA. RefSeq names its product protein kinase D4 (gene prkd4). NCBI's taxonomy places the organism in Eukaryota, Metazoa, Chordata, Actinopteri, Beloniformes, Adrianichthyidae. Gene Ontology annotation, biological process: protein phosphorylation. The transcript is spliced from 18 exons. Gene Ontology annotation, molecular function: protein serine/threonine kinase activity; ATP binding. The record is from RefSeq and is a predicted model, not a curated record. The coding region runs from base 29 to 2587 and encodes 852 amino acids.